GGGUAGGUCGAUGCACACAUUACAUCACAUCAGUCAGACACCCACUGUUUUGCUCCAUUCUGUGUCUGUCGAGAGCUUUAUGCGUCUGCUCUUUACUGACAAUGACAUAUGUCCGUAACUCUCGGCUUGUCACACAAACCCCACACCCCCUACACCCUCGAAGUCGCUUAAGACAUCAUGACAGACGCUGCCGAAAGACCCAGACCAAGUGCACCAUAGAUAGAGCUACUUGAUCCGCUUCACCACCGGUCAGACGGGCGUGCCCGACACUGGAGCCGUGUGGAUGCUCAGACGGUAUUUCCCUUCAUCACUUGACAGUGACGCCACCACCAAUCGGUUCUCUCCUGCCUGCAAUGCACGCAGUAUGCCUGCAAAAAGUGGUGCAUACUGCUGCUCACCUUGAAGGUGACGUCGAUCUGCACAUUGUAAUUCUGAGUGAAUGCGUCGUCACCCAAUGGCUGAGUGCAAUGUGUGCUGACCAAAGCCACUGCCACUUGCCGAGCCUGCCGAGACACGAAAAUAGACAGUGCAUUCGGGACCUUUCUGUUUCUUGUGCGAUUGCAAAAUACCAUAUGAGACUCCAGGAGGAUGACAGCACUGACAUUCUCAGGGGUCGUUACGCAGUACUGGGGAUUCUUGUUGAUUUUGCGAUCUCCUGGCGUCUCCGCCGUCCAUUCGCCGUCGUGAUACUGCGAUAUCCAGCCGGCAGGAAUCAAAGGGUCCAAUUCAAACAGCGAGGCCUUAACCGUCGAAAAGACACUCAUUGUGAAGCAGAAGUCCUCCUGCAUUUGGGAAACACACGUCUUCAGUAUGAAAGCAAGACUCUUUCCUUUCUUUUCGCACCUUCCGUUUGUGCUGAUCGACCACUUAAUUCAAGAAAAGAAUCAAUGGGGGAGAAGGGAGAAAGGAAGAGUGCAAGAAAGGAAGGGUGAAGAAGACAGGGUACCAAUCGUGUAGUUGAGAUUCAAGUCUUUUCGCAUCCAAUCGUGCCUCUUGCGCCAAGGCAGUCGGAAUUUGUCCAGUUUGAUCAUCAGGCUUGAUGGUGCACCCAGCUCCGACCACCGAGAGCCGCCGGGCCUGAGCACCCGGUCGCUACCCUCGAAGAUGUGAGUUGUGAUAGAGAUGCGCUUCUCCUUCUCCUCCUUGACCUGAUCCGCGGCGCUGAUGUGCCGAUGCAGCUGCACCCAUACUUCCACUUCACCCACAGACAAGUCCUUGGUUGACGGCAGCAAUGUAAGGGCGAACUGGGGGCUGAAUGCCGACACUGUGCGUGCGGUGCUGAUGAAGGCUGCUUGGCCCGUGGGAUUGAAGCUGCACACACACACACAUACGCACACACACGCACGCAGCCAUCCAACCAUCCACGCAGACAGACAGACAUACAGACAUACAGACACACGGGCAGAGAUAGCGAGAGAGUACCAUGAGCGGAUAAGGGCUCACCAAGAAUGAAUAUCAACUCGAUGAGGAAAGAUGGAGGGGGGAUGAUAGGCUAGGGCGAUGUCUUCGAAGUGCUUUGCUACGGCGUCCCAUUCCAUCCAAAAGCAUCCAUCGUCCUCUUUAUGCUGCGACACACACACACACACACACACACACACAUGGCGUGCGUGAAAAAGCACGACCUCUAAAAUGUACCUUCUCUGGAUUGUAUUUCAGCUGGCUCUUCAU
Molecule: messenger RNA, 1668 nt
Organism: Vitrella brassicaformis
Lineage: Eukaryota; Vitrellaceae
Source: the annotation of a GenBank genome assembly